CAGCUGCUGUGGUUAGGCAUCAGUGCAUGCCAACGCGAGGCCCGUGAUACAAAGAAAUUCCAUUAUCCCUCAUCUCCUGUCUGCUGUGACAGAGAGGAGGAAAUCAUACCAUGCUGUCGUGAGUCCAGGAAGGAGGGAGAAUUAUGAGUCAGAAUGGAGAAGAAAAGAAAACUGUCACUCUUCAAAUCCACCUCUAAGCUUGGUAGACAGCUCACACACUUACUUUAAGAACACGACCAGAUCUCUUUUCAGCCGCCAUCUAGAGCUGUAGGACUAUGUAGAGACCUUGCUCCUUUUUGCUUUCCAUAAAUUAUUACUGAAACCUUUUACCUUUUCUUAAACUGUUAGGUCUGUAUACAUUCCAGGGAUUAGAGUUAACGCUCUGAGUGAGUGCAGAGUACAGCGGGGUGCAUCCAAAGGGAGCUCUGUUCAUUGUGUUUUAGUUUACACACCUCCUUAUCUCAGCUGUCAAGAGGGAGGAUUCUUUUCUACAGUAACUUACCCAGAGCAAUAGAGAUAGUGGUGGGAAAGGAGGGGUGGGAGGAGUGAGAAGAACAGAGAAUGACUGUGAGGGAGUGAGCGUGCUUAACCCAGCCACUGAGUGACUCUUGUAUCCAAGGACGAAGGUAGCAACGCAUCCAAACGCCACUCUUCGCCCACGGACUUGCUAUGAAGAAAUGAGGCGAACACAUAGGCACUCAGCAGCGCUCAUAUAGACUCAACAACCUGCCCGGCCCCUUCUUCACAGGUCCCCUGGGGUUUGACUCGCCUGUCUGGAGUGCCAGGGCUGAUGACUGAGCAUAUCAUGACGGCAGCUAGAGUGAACUACACAAGGAGCAGACUGGAGAGGAGAUAGUAACAGGUGCUGCGUGCCAAGGUGGAUUUGGAGGUGGGGAGGAGAGCUGAAGAUCAUGGGUAAAUCAAACAGCAAGCUCAAGCCAGAGGUGGUGGAGGAACUGACAAGGAAAACCUACUUUACAGAGAAAGAGGUGCAGCAGUGGUACAAAGGCUUCAUUAAAGAUUGUCCAAGCGGGCAGCUGGACGCUGUGGGCUUUCAGAAGAUAUACAAACAGUUCUUUCCUUUUGGAGAUCCCACAAAGUUUGCCUCCUUCGUCUUCAAUGUAUUUGAUGAAAAUAAGGAUGGACGCAUCGAGUUCUCUGAGUUCAUCCAGGCCUUGUCAGUGACUUCCCGGGGGACUCUGGAUGAGAAGUUGAGAUGGGCUUUUAAAUUAUAUGACCUUGACAAUGAUGGCUACAUCACCCGAGAUGAGAUGUUAAACAUCGUAGAUGCCAUAUAUCAGAUGGUGGGGAACACUGUGGAGCUGCCAGAGGAAGAAAACACACCAGAAAAGCGAGUGGACCGUAUUUUUGCAAUGAUGGACAAGAACGCAGACGGGAAGCUGACUCUGCAGGAGUUUCAGGAGGGUUCAAAGGCAGACCCUUCCAUUGUGCAGGCAUUGUCUCUUUAUGAUGGACUUGUGUAGCAAUGUAAGAUGGAUCCAGCCCAGCAUAUACGCGCCAAAUCCAGCACCAUCACACCUGCGACGGGAGGAAGCCACAUUUAACUCGCUCACCCAGAAGUGGACUGCAAACUUUAGUCGCACAGCCAUAUGGCAUGUGUGUCGAUUAGCUGUUCGUCUGCAUUUUCGGAUUGUAAACAAAUAUAUCCUCUGAUGUGACGGAGAAGUCAAACAUGUCAGCAAAACCCUCAGUCAUUUAUCUGUGCUUCUACAGCUAUGUGGCACCGCGUACACCCCUGAGUGUUGUGGACUGUGUACGAGCAUUUCUGCAAACGCAGUGUUGUGGUUUUCCCAUGGACAGUCUAAGGAACUGAACUCCCCCUUGAGAUGUUCGUGUGCAUCUUGUUCACAUACUACAAACUGGGGGAUGCACGUGAACCGCUCAGAGGAACUGUGCUGCUGCUUCACCACCACAUGGAGAAACUCGAGACCUGGGAGAAUCUGGAAAAAUGUGUUACUUGGUGAUAACGUGAACACUAACUUAAAGUUACAAAGCAGUAUAGUGUAUAUUGUAUAAUGUAAAUAAACGGUAAUUUAUUUUCUGCUUUGCUGCGUUGAUGGGAAUUUUCUCAUGAGUAUGGAAUGAAGUUUUAUUUUUUAUCAAAGGUGUUGACAUGUAUUGCACUGUAUUUUUCAUUAUUGUGGGAUUGUUUUACUCUCACAUUCUGAAGUUUCCUUUUCCUGAGAGAACAGGGUUUUUAUUUGACGAAGAGUGUUUGAAGGAGUUUUUUCUAUGGAGUAUUUUACUAUGUUUGCAGUCUCUGCAUCCUUUUGUGUUUUCACUUACCCGUUCGCACUAGUGUCUAGUGUCUGCAGUGUCGCACAGCCACAUCCUGAAUGACAUGACCAAGCAACACAGCGACUUCUCACAGCUUGCAUCCAAACUGAGGCUCAUUAUUUCUUUUGAGAGCAUCUCAGUCCACCCUCAGCGCACACACAAAGCCCUGGUCAUUGAGAGGCACAAACAGACAUCAAUUCUGGUUGUAAAGCUUUUUGCGAGCUCCGUGGUUGCAAUUGUCCACUUUGUAUUUGUCCUGUGUGAGGCCAGAGCAUGUGAUGAUGCCUUUUUUUCCAUUCUUGGAUUGUUUUAGUUAACAGCAUUACGAUGUUUUAUCAGCUUCACUGAUUUUCUGCCUUAUGCAAAUGAGAAUUUACUAAAUGAUAAAUGUCAUUUACCUGUUGAUUAACAGUAUAAGAGCACAGAAUAAAAUGCAUUUAAGUGGCUAACUUUUCUAUCACUGCAUUCUUAGUCUUUGUAUUUGACAUUAAUGGAAAAGAUGUGUUUGAUUUUUUUUUACAUACAGGAUCAUUUAAAGCAGCUGCUCUGUUUAAUGCACAACUGGAAUGACUGCUUACAUAUGUAUUUGCAAAAUGUUCCUUAUGAUCGUUAAUGAAUCAUGUCCCAAGACAAUAAUCAAAGACUUCACACACCCUGACCGACUGCAUUCAAAAUUUGAAAAGAUGAUUAGUCCAGUGGUGCACUGACCUACUUCACUUUUAGGGAAUAAUGUCAUGUUAAAUGUGUGUCAUGCUUUGAAACACAGAACAUGCCAACUCGCUGUGUGGUGUAAGCCUGCACUGUUUGGUUGAAUAAUGAACACUGAACUGCAUAAAA
Messenger RNA from Epinephelus lanceolatus (giant grouper), 3135 nucleotides. It is a transcript of the gene ncs1b, whose product is annotated as neuronal calcium sensor 1b. NCBI's taxonomy places the organism in Eukaryota, Metazoa, Chordata, Actinopteri, Perciformes, Serranidae. Gene Ontology annotation, molecular function: calcium ion binding; calcium sensitive guanylate cyclase activator activity. The record is from RefSeq and is a predicted model, not a curated record.